CCGGGCUCUCUCACCGGGCUACCUGUCUCUUUUUCAGUCUUACCUCGGGUUCCCGUCGGUGCUCCCUCGUCUCUGUGUGUUUUUAAGCCCACCUUCCUGCGGUUUUCUUCUUUUGGUUGGCUAAAAAAGACAGAUCUUUUCUGCUGGUUUUCAUGUCUGUCUGGCUUACCAGGAGGAGGAGAAGGACCACGGUUCUAUUUUGCACUGGGUUUUGAUCAUCUUUUCUUCUUCUUCUUCUUCUUGGGUGCUCCAUUUGGACAGCUAUAGGACAGCCGAGCAGAGCAGAGCUUGGAUGAGCCGCCUCGCUGAAAUCCCGAGAUGGAGUUGCUGCUGAUCUGCCUUUCCCUGUGGAUAUUGCAAUGCAAUUCGGCCAAAGCGGACUCCAUCAUACAUAUUGGUGCCAUAUUUGAGGAAAAUGCUGUGCGAGACGAUGAGAUUUUCCAACUUGCCAUCUCAGACCUGAGUCUGAAUGAUGACAUUCUGCAGAGCGAGAAAAUCACACACUCUGUGAAACUUAUCGAGCCUAACAACCCCUUCCAGGCUGUGCAGGAAGCCUGUGAGCUAAUGAACCAGGGGAUCCUCGCUCUGGUCACAUCCACAGGCUGCGCGGCCGCAAGUGCCCUACAGUCCCUGACGGAUGCGAUGCACAUCCCCCACCUAUUCAUCCAGAGAAAUGGCGACGGAGGUCCCCGUACUGCCUGCCAGUUCAACCCUAGCCCAGAUGGAGAGAGCUACACCUUGGCGGCCCGUCCACCUGUUCGGAUCAAUGACGUCCUGCUCACCCUGGUCUCAGAACUGCAUUGGCAUAAGUUCAUCAUCUUUUACGAGAGCGACUACGAUAUCCGAGGUUUACAAACCUUUAUGGACCAGGCAUCUCGGCUGGGUCUGGAUGUUUCUUUGCAGAGGGUCGACCGCAACGUCAGCCGUGUCUUUACAGAUCUCUUCAACACAAUGCGAACUGAGGAGCUAAACCGAUACCGGGACACACUACGGCGGGCUGUGUUGCUCAUGAGCCCUCGAGGUGCACAGGUGUUCAUUCACCAGGCUGUGGAAACCAACCUGGCAUCCAAGGACAGCCACUGGGUCUAUGCCAAUGAGGAGGUGAGUGAUGCAGACAUCAUGGAGCUGGUUCAUAGCUCUCUGGGCCGGAUGACCAUCAUUCGUCAGAUCUUCCCUUUGUGGAGAGACACCAACGUGCGCUGUAUGAGAAACAAUCAUCGCAUCUCGUCCCUGCUGUGUGACCCACAGGAGGGUUAUCUGCAGUCCCUGGAGGUGUCCAAUCUGUACCUGUACGACAGUGUUUUGAUGCUUGCGAACGCCUUCUACAGAAAACUGGAGGACAGGAAGUGGCACAGUAUGGCUAGUCUGAACUGCAUGAGGAAGUCCACCAAGCCAUGGAACGGAGGAUGGUCGAUGCUGGACACCAUCCAAAAGGGACGGAUCAGCGGCCUGACAGGACUGAUGGACUUCCGCGCUGAGGGCUCAAACUCCCAUGUGCAGUUUGAGAUCCUUGGAACCAGCUACAGUGAGACAUUUGGCAAAGAUGUGAAACGGCUGGCAUCGUGGGACUCCACGCGUGGUUUGAAUGGUAGCCUGAAGGAGAAUCGGAUAGAGAGUGGUAUGCAGGGAGUGACGCUCAAGAUUGUAACAUUACUGGAGGAGCCUUUUGUGAUGGUGGCAGAGAAUAUUCUAGGCCAACCAAAGAGGUACAAAGGUUUCUCAAUUGACGUCCUAGAUGCUCUGGCCAAGAUCCUAGGCUUCAAGUAUGACAUCUACCAAGUAGGGGAUGGAAAGUACGGCUCAGUUCUCCCUAAUGGAUCCUGGAAUGGAAUGAUUGGAGAACUUAUUGGCAAGCGAGCUGACCUGGCCAUCUCAGCCAUCACUAUCACCCCUGAACGUGAGAGUGUGGUGGAUUUCAGCAAGCGCUACCUGGACUACUCAGUGGGAAUCCUGAUGCGCAAGUCUGAGGAAAAGAUCAACAUUUUCUCUCUGCUGGCACCGUUUGACCUGGCAGUGUGGGCAUGCAUUGCUGCAGCCAUCCCUGUCGUGGGCAUCAUGAUCUUCCUGCUCAGGCGUAUCCAGGCUGUGCGCUGCCAGAACAAUGCAGGAGGCCAUCCACCGCCUUCUGUGUCCACAUCGCUUCAGAGCGCCAUCUGGAUUGUCUACGGCGCUUUUGUGCAACAAGGCAGUGACUCCAUCUUGGGAUCAGUCGCCCUGCGGAUCGUCAUGGGCAGCUGGUGGCUCUUCACCCUUAUCGUGUGUUCAUCCUACACAGCAAACCUGGCCGCCUACCUCACUGUGUCACGUAUGGACAACGCUGUCAGGUCGUUCCAGGAUCUCUCGAAGCAGUCUGACCUGGUUUACGGAACAGUCAGGGAGUCUGCAGUGUUCGAGUAUUUCCGAGCCAAAGGCACCAACCCUCUGGAGCAGGACAACACAUUCGCUGAGCUCUGGAAGACAAUCAACAAAAAUGAUGGCUUUGUGAACUCUGUCUCCAGCCCAGCAGAGGGAAUCAAGAAGGUGAAGCGAGAGUUGUAUGCCUUUUUGUGGGACAUGGCGGUGGUAGAGUAUGCCGCUCUGACAGACGACGACUGCACACUAACCGUGGCAGGAAACAGCCUCAGCACCAGAGGCUACGGCAUGGCCCUACAGCAUGGCAGUCCUUACAGGGACCUCUUCUCCCAGAAGAUAUUAGAGCUUCAGGAAAAAGGCGACCUCGACAUCCUCAAACAGAAAUGGUGGCCAAAGAUUGGCCGCUGUGACCUUCAGAGCCACGCCGAUGCUCAGCCAGAGGGACGGGCGCUAAGACUCCACAGCUUUGCUGGCGUCUUCUGCAUCCUGGCUGCGGGGCUGCUGUUGGCCCUGCUUGUGGCUGCGCUGGAGACCUGGUGGAACAGCAACCACUGCCGGAGAAAGCAGCCCAAAGAGGACAAAGAGGUGAACUUGGAGCAAGUCCACCAGCGUUUGAACAGCCUCCUGGACGAGGACUUGGCCCACAAGCAGCUGCCAGGCCAGUCUAUCGAGAUCUCUGCCCUGGACAUUGGCAGCAUGCAACCCAGUCAGUCUCUGGAGGCCUUGUCUGCUCGGGACUACCCAGGCCAUCGGGGGCCGCCACGGCUCUCUGUGAGCACCUUCCUCCAGGAGGGUCACGGUGCAGGAAGGACACUGGGUGCGGCCGCUGGCAGGACCUUGCCCCUGCCCCUCAGCAGUGCCACCAUGCCCUCUAUCCGCUGCAAACACAGGGCGCCCAAUGGGGGGCUCUUCCGGCAGAGUCCAGUCAAGACACCCAUGCCAAUGUCCUACCAACCAGUGCCAGGAGGACCCAUCCCAGAAGCCAGUGAGCCUAGCCACGGGACAUCCAUCUGAGCAUGGCGAACAUUCACGGACACUCAAGCUCAAACAGAAUAGCGUGGAGCUGAACGGAGUGCUAACAAAGUGAAGAGAUAUAAAUAAAACACU
Messenger RNA from Cheilinus undulatus (humphead wrasse), 3459 nucleotides. It is a transcript of the gene grid1a, whose product is annotated as glutamate receptor, ionotropic, delta 1a. Gene Ontology annotation, biological process: monoatomic ion transport; synaptic transmission, glutamatergic; modulation of chemical synaptic transmission. The record is from RefSeq and is a predicted model, not a curated record. The transcript is spliced from 16 exons. Lineage: Eukaryota; Metazoa; Chordata; Actinopteri; Labriformes; Labridae. The coding region runs from base 319 to 3366 and encodes 1015 amino acids. Gene Ontology annotation, cellular component: postsynaptic membrane; plasma membrane. Gene Ontology annotation, molecular function: glutamate-gated receptor activity; transmitter-gated monoatomic ion channel activity involved in regulation of postsynaptic membrane potential.